Molecule: messenger RNA, 678 nt
Organism: Closterium sp. Naga37s-1
Lineage: Eukaryota; Viridiplantae; Streptophyta; Zygnematophyceae; Desmidiales; Closteriaceae
Source: the annotation of a GenBank genome assembly
AUGCAAAGCGAUCGUUUUGGUCCCCCGGCGAACUUCAGAAUCAAGCCGGAACUGGAUCUGACUGCACGCACCGCGCAUAAGCUUCAUGGCACCGAUGAUGUAUGCAUGAGAUCUGAUUUCCAUUCCGUCUCGUCCUUCUGUCGCCCUUCCUCUCUCCCAUCUCUACGCCCUUCCUUUCUCCCAUCUCUACGCCCUUCCUUUCUCCCAUCUCUACGCCCUUCCUUUCUCCCAUCUCUACGCCCUUCCUCUCUCCCAUCUCUACGCCCUUCCUUUCUCCCAUCUCUACGCCCUUCCUCUCUCCCAUCUCUACGCCCUUCCUUUCUCCCAUCUCUACGCCCUUCCUCUCUCCCAUCUCGUCACCCUCCCGUUUCUCGUCCCCUCGCCAUCGGCAUCUCUCACCCUUUCCGCUCGCCCUCGCCCUCCCUUUCCUCCCGUCGCCCUCCCGUUCCCGUCGCCCUCCGUUCAGAUCGCCUUCGCGAUCUGCUCUCCCAUCCCCUUGCCCUCCUGUUUCCUUUCGCCCUCCAUUCAGAUCGCCUUCGCGAUCUGCUCUCCCAUCCCCUUGCCCUCCUGUUUCCUUUCGCCCUCCAUUCAGAUCGCCUUCGCGAUCUGCUCUCCCAUCCCGUCGCCCUCACGUUUCCCGACGCCCCCACGAUCUCACUUCCCAUCGCCUCACGAUGA